GGGGCUGGAUUGCUUCAUCCCGGAAGUGGGUUGAAGGCCGUUGAGUCCCGGUCCUGGGCCUAGCUGGGCGGGGUGGCUGGGGUUCUGCUACCGACAUGGCCAGCCCCGACUCCCGGUACCCCUGCUCCUCGAUCGAAGACGACUUCAACUAUGGCAGCUGCGUGGCCUCUGCCAGUGUGCACAUCCGCAUGGCCUUUCUAAGAAAAGUCUACGCCAUCCUUUCUCUGCAAGUUCUUUUAACUACAGUGACAUCUUCAUUUUUUAUAUACUUUGAGUCUAUACGGACAUUUGUACAUGAGAGUCCUGCCUUAAUUGUGGUGUUUGCCCUUGGAUCUUUGGGUUUGAUUUUAGCAUUGACCGUAAACAGACAUAAGCAUCCCCUUAACCUGUACCUGCUUUUUGGAUUCACACUAUUCGAAGCUCUGUCUCUGGCCUUUGUUGUUACUUUAUAUGACAUAUAUAUUGUUCUGCAAGCAUUCAUACUGACCACUGCUGUAUUUCUUGGUUUGACUGUAUAUACUCUACAAUCUAAGAGAGAUUUCAGCAAAUUUGGAGCAGGACUGUUUGCUGUUUUGUGGAUUUUGUGCUUGUCAGGAAUCUUGAAGCUGUUUUUCUAUAGCGAAACAGUGGAGUUGGUCUUGGCUGCUGUGGGAGCCCUUCUUUUCUGCGGAUUCAUCAUCUAUGACACACACUCCCUGAUGCACAGGCUGUCACCGGAAGAGUAUGUAUUAGCUGCCAUCAGCCUCUACUUGGAUGUCAUCAAUCUAUUCCUGCACCUGUUGCGGUUUUUGGAAGCAGUUAAUAAAAAGUGAUUGAGAGCAGUGUUUGGAAACAGACUCAUUAAGUAGUAAAGUUUGAGAUAUAAUUAACUAUUAAAUACUUUUGUGACUUUAUGUAUAUGCUAUGUACU
Messenger RNA from Hyaena hyaena (striped hyena), 910 nucleotides. RefSeq names its product transmembrane BAX inhibitor motif containing 4 (gene TMBIM4). The record is from RefSeq and is a predicted model, not a curated record. The transcript has 7 exons. NCBI's taxonomy places the organism in Eukaryota, Metazoa, Chordata, Mammalia, Carnivora, Hyaenidae. Gene Ontology annotation, biological process: negative regulation of apoptotic process. Bases 96 to 812 code for a protein of 238 amino acids. Gene Ontology annotation, cellular component: membrane.